This is a messenger RNA of Psammomys obesus (fat sand rat), 1741 nucleotides long. It is a transcript of the gene Gatc, whose product is annotated as glutamyl-tRNA amidotransferase subunit C. The record is from RefSeq and is a predicted model, not a curated record. Lineage: Eukaryota; Metazoa; Chordata; Mammalia; Rodentia; Muridae. Gene Ontology annotation, molecular function: glutaminyl-tRNA synthase (glutamine-hydrolyzing) activity. Gene Ontology annotation, cellular component: mitochondrion; glutamyl-tRNA(Gln) amidotransferase complex. Bases 52 to 519 code for a protein of 155 amino acids. The transcript is spliced from 3 exons. Gene Ontology annotation, biological process: glutaminyl-tRNAGln biosynthesis via transamidation; mitochondrial translation; regulation of translational fidelity.
UCGCGCGCGCGUCGCCCCACCUUUCGUCAUUACCGAGGCCGAGAAGCAAAGAUGUGGGCACGGGCGGCGAGGGCGCAUUUUCGGGCUCGGUUGGACGGGGCCCGAGGCUCCGCUUCCAAAGCGGGUCCACAGGGAAAGGUGCAGGCGGCGGGGCAGGGGAGCCACGCUCCAUGCCUCACCCCGCAGGGCGGCGGUGGCGUGCCCGCCGCGGUGAUGGAGCAUCUGGAGCGGCUGGCGCUGGUGAACUUCGGCAGCCGCGAGGCGGUGACCCGGCUGGAGAAAGCCAUCGCCUUCGCUGAUCAGCUGCACGCCGUGGACACCAGCGGGGUGGAGCCCCUGGAGUCGGUACUGGAGGACAGAUGUCUCUACUUGAGAUCUGACAAUGUAGCAGAAGGCAACUGUGCUGAAGAACUACUACAAAAUUCUCAACAGGUUGUGGAGGAGUACUUUGUGGCCCCCCCAGGUAACAUUUCUUUGCCAGAUAUGGCAAAUAAGAGUCCUCCUCCCACAGCAGAGUAGCUAUUCUGGGAAAGGGGCACCCUGUCAACAUUGUGGAAUCACAAGGGCGGUCCUUUGCUACUGUGAAUUCUAGUGUAAACCAGACAUCCACGAUUGCUUGGUAACUGAUCCUUGGACAGACCUGGAAGAGAGUCCCAGCUGACAAAAUACCACAGGCCUGCUUGCAAGGAACUGGAUCAAGUACUCUGGCCUGUUCUGUAUGGAAAAUACCCUCCUUCAUGGUCCACUGCCGUAUCAAAAUGUAUCUGUGUGAACUUUUCUGUUUAUACUUAGGAGAUAGUCCACCUGUGACCAAGUGACAAACUUGAGUUAACUACAGCCUGGAAACUCCUAAUUUAGAACCAUCUUCCUUUCUCACAAAGUGAGCCAAACCCCUCCCCACACACCUUGUUCGUGAACACCAGCCAAACAGUUUGUUCAGAAAAGAGAACUUGUUAAAAAUAGGCCUGGGCUUGUUCUCAUUCUUCCUCAUCCCUUUAUCUGCAAUGCUUCCUCACACACCCCUCUUCUUUGUUUGCUCAGAUAGAGCCUCUUUACUUGAGGCUGGCCUGGGGCACACAGCUGUCUUCCUGCCACAGCCUCCCCAGUACAGGGAUGAGAGGCAUGAACUACCUUUUACAGGCAGUUUAAUUUAUAAUGUCAGUUCUAACUGUAAGACCUCUGAAUCUGGGUUAGAGAUGGUUCAGUGGUUAAGGGAACUCCUAAACUGAGUGUGGUAGAACCUAGAACGAGUGUGCCUAGAACCCCUGCACUUGGGAGGCAGAGGCAGAAAGAUCCCAAGUUUGAGACCAGCCUGGUCUACAGAGGCAGAGCUACACAGAGAAACCCUGCCUCAAAAAACAAAACAACACCACCAAACCUAGCACUUUCUAAUCUUCAGUCUGACCUGAACCAGGACCUCCUGUAAUUCCAGCUCCAGGGCUUCUCAUGCAUCUUUCUGACCUCUAGCACUAACACACAUGUGGAACAUACACAUAAAUAAAAAUCAAUCUUAAAAAAAAAAUAAAGUUAAAGAAUCUUCUCUGUGGGGGGCUGGAGAGACGGCUCAGAGGUUGAGAGCACUGGCUGCUCUUCCAGGGGUCCCGAGUUCAGUUCCCAGCAACCACAGGGUGGCUCACAACCGUCUACGGUGGGAUCUGGAGCCCUCUUCUGGCGUGCAGAUGUACAUGCAGGCAGAACACUGUAUAUGUAACAAAUAAAAAUUUAAAAAUGAAAAAAAGAA